Messenger RNA from Porites lobata, 641 nucleotides. NCBI's taxonomy places the organism in Eukaryota, Metazoa, Cnidaria, Anthozoa, Scleractinia, Poritidae. The record is from the annotation of a GenBank genome assembly.
AUGAAAUCUACAGUAUUGAUUCUUCUUUGUUUGACGCUCUUGUUUUCACUGCUGGUAAAAGAGACUGAUUGUAUGGCGGCAAGGGCUGCAACCGGCAAAUACAAACGUGGGAAGGUAAUGACCAUUUUUUUUUUUUUAUUGUAAGCCAUUUUUUUUGUAAUGAUUGUUAAGAUGACAACUUUUCCCACAGGAAGGACGCUAAACCAACUUUCGAAAAUUUACUUUCCGCCUUUUUAGUGUUCAUUGUCAUGUUUUUUGCUUAAUUGGUGUUUGUCAUCACCCAAAAGAAAUUGUGGUCAUCUUUAAACUACAGAAAAACCUUUCAUGAUGAUUAAACCCUUGCUUGCUUCUUGAGAGGGGAGCUUUAUGAAAAUAAAGUUCACCUCUCACAAAGACUGGUUUAAUUAUUACACAAAAUAUGGUAUGGAAAGUUCAUGACUUUAAUUUCUGAGGCUAAUAAAUUCUAACACAGGGUGCCUACAUGUAUUUAAAAUGGUUUCCCUCUAAUACAGAAAUCAACCUUCUUUUUUUUUUCUCAGGAGACGAGGCUGAACUACCGGCGCAAUAUUUGUGCAGCCGCUCGUGAGUUGGAUUGCGCAUGCAAGCGGGAAUUAGAGGAAGAUCGACAGCAGGAGCAGUGA